Messenger RNA from Exaiptasia diaphana, 1458 nucleotides. Its product is annotated as ubiquitin-conjugating enzyme E2 J1. The transcript is spliced from 8 exons. The record is from RefSeq and is a predicted model, not a curated record. Bases 110 to 1207 code for a protein of 365 amino acids. NCBI's taxonomy places the organism in Eukaryota, Metazoa, Cnidaria, Anthozoa, Actiniaria, Aiptasiidae.
AGGCACUAGUGUUUUGGCUGGCAUGAUGCAAAUUCGACACGUCGACGAGAUGCCCAAACAGCAAAAAAAUCCUUGAUAAUUUCUGCUUGGAACGUUAAAAACAGCAAAAAUGGAGCAAAAGUAUAAUCUAAAAAGUCCAGCUGUGAAGAGAUUGAUGAGAGAGGCGAAGGAACUUCACCAACCAACUGAACUUUACUAUGCACAACCACUUGAGGAUAAUCUGUUUGAGUGGCAUUUUACUGUUCGUGGACCUCCAGAUACUGAAUUUGAAGGUGGUCGUUAUCAUGGCCGCAUCAUCCUUCCUCCAGAAUAUCCCAUGAAACCACCAAGUAUAAUGUUAUUGACGCCUAAUGGACGGUUUGAAAUUGGUAAGAAGAUUUGCCUUAGCAUGUCAGCACACCAUCCAGAAACAUGGCAGCCAUCUUGGAGCAUCAGGACAGUGUUGAUGGCAAUCAUUGGUUUUAUGCCGAGCAAAGGUGCUGGUGCAAUCGGUGCAUUAGACUACACACCCAAAGAAAGAAGUACACUUGCAAGAAAGUCCAUGGAUUGGAAAUGUAGUGUCUGUGGAAGUUCUAAUGGUAAUUCUUUGCUGGAAAAAGGCAGCGAUUUGUCCAAAACCAAAGAAGCAGAGCAAGAAAUUGCCGAAAUAGCUGGUCAAAUUGCUUUCAAGGAUGAAGACAAAGUUAAGAAAGAGAAAGAAACCAAGGYAGAGACRCCUCAACCCGCAGCACCAGCAUUAACAGAUUCAAUKCCUACAGCAAUGGGAGCAGUUGGGGAAAACUACCCWACAUAUCCCAGCAUGCCACUAAAUAACCCAUGGRURCAAACCUACCAACAACAAUUUAUGGCUGCAUACAACCCAUACUACAUGUAUAUGCUCAGCUACCCAAAUGCAUAUGGACCACAAAUUCCUACAGUCAAUAAUAACACUUCAGUGGAUUCSACAGCUGUCAAUCAAAGUCAACCAACCAAUCAAGGUGCUAGCUCAGCAUCUAAUAUUCAAGGAGUAGCCAAUCAGAACUCUUCUAAUGACUCAGGUGUUCGGCAAAGGACAGUUACUCAAAAUAAUGCACAAACUGUAGCUCCGCAACCUGUUAAUCGUGRUCCUUCCCCUAAUGCUAAUGCGGGAAUGAUUUCCUUGAUAAUUAUGUGGUUUGUUGUUGUGUCGGCACUUGCUUUCAUACUACGGAGAAUAUUUGUUGCAUAACUUUGGAGACGAURCAAUUCUGAACUUGAAAGGAGUUCUUAGACUAACUCAAAAAUUCCUGGCUGUGGAAAUAUAAUCAAGAUUUUGUUUAUAGGUUUCAUAGAUCCUCAAAUUUCAUAGCAAUGCUAGUGAUGCAAGAAUUUUAUAGAUGCUUUAUGAGCACAUUUCAAUGUGGACUAGUGGAAUAUAGUAUUAUCUUAUAURAAGAACCUUUUUGUAAGCAAAUUUAAAGAACAAGGGUAUAUAUAUAA